This is a messenger RNA of Astyanax mexicanus (Mexican tetra), 3317 nucleotides long. It is a transcript of the gene itga2b, whose product is annotated as integrin, alpha 2b. Gene Ontology annotation, molecular function: integrin binding. Gene Ontology annotation, cellular component: external side of plasma membrane; integrin complex. Lineage: Eukaryota; Metazoa; Chordata; Actinopteri; Characiformes; Acestrorhamphidae. The transcript has 30 exons. Bases 128 to 3262 code for a protein of 1044 amino acids. The record is from RefSeq and is a predicted model, not a curated record. Gene Ontology annotation, biological process: cell-cell adhesion; integrin-mediated signaling pathway; cell-matrix adhesion.
UCAUCAGCAGGAAGCUGCUCUCCAACACCAGGCUGCAGAUAUCGUACAGAUUGAUGAUUGUGACACUAUGAACACUCACACACACCCAGUGAUGAGCAGAAACAGCUUCUGAGCGCUGCUGGAGAAGAUGGAGGGAGUGAAAGACACAGGCCUGCUCAUCUUCACUCUGUGUUUAGCUGUGUUUAGUAUCGUCCCGCAUCAGAGCAGCAGUUUUAACCUGGAUCUGGAGAACUACAGUGAACACAGCGGACCAGAGGGAAGCUACUUCGGCUUCUCUGUGGACUUCUUUGAAGCAAACAAUAAAAAUGUGAGUGUUGUGGUGGGCGCACCCAGAGAUAACGUAGGAGCUUCCCCGGGAGGAUCUGUCUUCAUCUGUCCGUGGACGUCAACACAAGGUCCCUGUCAAAGACUGGCCUUUGACCAAACAGGUGAUGAAAACUUCACAUUUGGAGACAUGCUCCUCAUGAGCCAUAAAUCUGACCAGUGGCUGGGGGCCACAGUGAGGGCCUACAAGAGUUCCAUCUUGGCCUGUGCUCCCCUGUUCCACUGGAACGUGGUUCAGGGCAAAGACGAGGCCAUGAACACACCAGUGGGGAACUGCCAGCUACUGGACACACUGACUGGAAAUUUAGCCAACUACGCCCCCUGUAGGGGAACUGCAGUGGAGGAAAGCUACACUAGAGCCAGGAACUAUCAGGACAGACGCUACUGUGAAGCAGGCUUCAGCUCUGAUGUCACUAAGGACGGUACUGUGGUGCUCGGGGCUCCAGGAGGCUUUUUCUUCCAAGGUCAGAUCAUCACUGCACCUCUCCAAAAAAUCAUGGCCAGUGGCAAAACCUUCAGUCCGAUCCACUAUCUGGUGGGAGAGGCUAAGUCACCGGAGAGAUACCACCAGUACGACGUUUAUCUGGGUUACUCUGUUGCAACAGGCAAUUUUAGUGCUGGCAGUUCUCCAGACUAUGUAGUUGGAGUGCCAAAUGACUUGAAUACAAUUGGUUCUGUUAAAAUCUUCUCUGGAUCUGCAGUUACCCUUACUGCCAAGAAGAGUCUCAAAGGCUCUCAGGUAGCUUCUUAUUUUGGCCAUUGUGUUGCUGUGACUGACAUCAACAGUGAUGGGAAGGAUGAUAUCUUGGUUGGUGCUCCACUCUUUAUGGAGCUCCUGCCCAGUCAGAAACUGAGGGAGGUGGGCCAGGUGUACGUUUACCUGCAGAAGGAGGGUUACAACAUCUCACCUGCACCUGAUCAAACCCUGACAGGCACUAAAACCUACGGUCGCUUCGGCAGCACCAUCGCUCCUCUGGGAGACCUGGACCAUGAUGGCUUUAAUGACGUAGCUGUGGGAGCUCCAGGUUCUGGAGAAGGGGGCUGGGUGUUCAUCUACAUGGGCCAAAGUGAUGGUUUAAACCCCCACAACAUGCAGGUCAUCGAAAGCCCCUUCCAGCCUCCAAAACCAGCAGCAGCUUUCGGCUUCAGCUUGAGAGGAGGAACAGACAUAGACGGAAAUGGAUACCCAGAUCUAAUCGUUGGUGCAUGGGGAGCUGACAAAGUGGUAGUGUACAGAACAAAGACAGUAGUGAAGACCAGACCAACGCUUUCCUUCUUCCCUGAUUUUCUAAAUCCUGAUGAAAAGCUCUGUGAAGCGGAUGGCACCCUGGUUUCCUGCUUUAGAAUUGAGAUGUGCAUCAGUGUGUCUGGCUACAAAAUACCAGAGGAAAUUGUGCUGAACAUGGAGAUACAGCUGGAUAAGCUGAAGCCGACUAUGGCCAGAAGGACCCUGCUGAUGGAGGGUCAUCAGCCACACAGCCAGUUCCAGCUCUCUCUUAACAGAGAUACAGGAGAGGUCUGCAAGAACCUCACUGCUUACUUAGUGGCGGAGUUCAAGGAUAAACUGAGCUUAAUCCUCAUCUCACUCAACUACAGUCUGGCGAACUCCAGCGGGGCUAUGCUGCACGGGCAGAGUGGCAUAGUGGGCCAGACACAGAUUAUUCUAGACUGUGGUGAAGACAAUGUGUGCAUUCCUGACUUGAAGUUGGCUGCCGAGGCAGACAGACAGCCUCUCCUAAUUGGAGAUGAAAACCCGGCUCUCCUCAUCGUUAAGGCGGAGAAUCGGGGGGAAGGGGCGUAUGAGACAGAGCUGCAUGUGCGUCUGCCACCCAGAACACACUAUCAAUCUGUGCUGAGUAACAAGGAGGGCUUCACUCGGCUACUGUGUGCUCCAAAAAAGGACAACGGGUCAGUUAUCGUGGUGUGUGACUUGGGCAACCCAAUGAAGGCUGGCCAGAAGCUCCAGGCAGGUCUAUUCUUCAGCAUGGGUGGGCUGGACGAGGUCGAGACCCAUGUGUCCUUCCAUUUACAAAUUAAAAGUAAGAACAGUAAGAACCCAGACAGCAACCCAGUGGAAGUUCGGAUUAAUGUGCAGGCUGUGGCUUCUCUGGAGAUGCGUGGAGUGUCUUCUCCCACUGAAUGCGUCCUCCCCAUCGCCAAAUGGGAGCCGAAGCCUUUUCCACAGGAUCUGGAGGAUGUGGGUCCACUCAUAGAGCAUGUGUAUGAGUUAAGGAACAAAGGGCCCAGUCCAGUGAAUGCCAGACUGCAGCUGCAUUUCCCAGUACAGCAGAACGGAUCCUACCUGCUCUAUGUGUUUACCAGCGCAUCCGAGGAGCUGCUCUCCUGCAGCACCAACUACAGCAUCGAUCCACGCGGGUUAGUGAAGACAGAGUCCACGAACAUUACUGAGGACAUUAUUCACCAUCUCAACAAACGGGACGUCCAGCGGCAGCAGGAAGAGGGAGACCAGCCUGUUCAGCAGCACAGAGAGACUGUCCACGUGAACUGCUCUGAUGGAGAGUCGUGCGUGGUGUUUAGCUGUGAGGCUAACGGGCUGCAGAGAGACGGCAGAGCGAUAGUGAGGGUGGCGGCUCGGCUGUGGGUCAACACCUUCUUACAGAGGCCGUAUGUAAAUUAUGUCCUACUAUCUACUGCAUAUUAUGAGGUUGUGAAUGUGCCUUCCAAGAUUCAGCCAACAGUCUUUUCUAGAGGACAUGCAGAGACAAACACCAGUGUGGUCUGGCGUCCAGACGCUCCAGGAGAAAUGCCUGUGUGGUGGAUUUUGGUGUCUGUGUUCGCUGGACUCCUGCUCCUGGCUAUGCUGAGCAUCAUCUUCUGGAAGGUUGGAUUCUUCAAUCGUAAUCGGCCUCCGACUGAUGGUGCUGAUGAUGAAGAUGAGAAUGAGGAGCUUAAUGCAGAGCAGUCCCCAGACCUUUAACCCUGAUUGCAGCACUUCAACCAGUGGCGAAUAUAUAUAUAUAUAUAUAUAUAUA